Molecule: messenger RNA, 1983 nt
Organism: Diaporthe batatas
Lineage: Eukaryota; Fungi; Ascomycota; Sordariomycetes; Diaporthales; Diaporthaceae
Exons: 1
Coding region: 273-1841 (522 amino acids)
Biological process (GO): transmembrane transport
Molecular function (GO): transmembrane transporter activity
Source: RefSeq, a predicted model, not a curated record
GGCCGCCAUGCUGGGGAAGACAAGUGCUUACUUACAUCAAUUUCUUUUCGCUCCUCCAAUACAAUUCAACAUCUUCCCCUCUCAGUCCGCCUCUCCCCGCGAGCUGCCUCUCCUGCGGAUGGAUAAGAAGGACGCGCGGCAAUUUCAAUUCUGGGCCGUGACCGUGACAAUGGAUUGACCGUCUCACGCUUCCGCAACUAGCUCGCCAACUUGUUCCCUCUGCCUUUAUCACCCCUGUCUCAAAACACCACCAGCCAAUAUUGUCUUGAGACAUGGCCCAGAACGGCCACUCAAAUGGUUCAACGAGCCAUGUCUCCGAGUCCAUAGCCACAGAGCGCACACCACUUCUGGCCACUGGCGAUAUCGCCCCAACCGCAGACCCAACAGUAUCCGAGGCCACGACGCUGCAGGGCUCUAGCGCCGGCACCUUCUCAGAGAAUACAGCUGCUGAUGCAGAUGACGAGGACGAGGACGACGGCCGGCCCUUCCCAACAUGGCAGAUCUUCUGGAUCUGCUUCGCUCGCCUGGUCGAGCCGAUGGCCUUCUUCUCCAUCUUCCCCUACAUCAACAAGAUGGCCCAGGAGAACGGCAACCUUGAAACCGCCGACGUUGGUUUCUACAGCGGCCUCAUAGAGUCGCUGUUCUCGCUCACCCAGGCCGUCUUCAUGUUGUUCUGGGGCCGGGCCUCGGACAGGCUGGGCCGGAAGCCCAUCCUCGUUUUCAGCCUGGUCGGUGUCACCAUCGCUACAGCCCUGUUUGGGUUUUCCCGGACCAUCUGGGAGAUGAUCCUGUUCCGCUGCGCGGCUGGUGUUUUUGGGGGCACCAUCGUUACCAUGCGCACGAUGCUGGCCGAGCAUAGCACCCCUCGCACCCAGGCCAAGAUCUUCAGCUGGUUCGCCUUCUCCGGGAACCUGGGCAUUUUCAUUGGGCCGCUCUUGGGUGGUGCCCUUGCGGACCCGGCGCACCAGUAUCCUGGAGCCUUUGGGCAUGUCAAGUUCUUUCAUGACUAUCCCUACGUGCUCUCCAGCCUGGCUGUUGGGCUCCUGGGCCUCGUUUCCGUCUUCACGAGCGCAUUCUUCAUCGAGGAGACGCUGAAGAAGGAGCCCAGCUCGGAGGAUGGGGCCGUCAAGCCCAAGAAAGAAAGCGAGAGCAUCCGGAGCAUUGUCAUGACACCCGGUGUCGCCAUUGUUCUGUACGUUUACGGCCAUAUCAUGCUGCUGGCCCUAGCUUACACGGCCAUCCUGCCCGUGUUCUGGUUUACACCGGUCGAUCUGGGCGGCUUUGGCUUCACCCCAAUCCAGAUGUCACUGAUGCUGUCCGUCAACGGCGUCGCACAGGCGUCCUGGCUGCUCUUUGUAUUCCCGCCCCUCCAGCACCGGUGGGGCACCAACAAGGUCCUCCGCGUCUGCGCGAUAUGCUACCCCUUCUUUUUCGCCAUCUGCCCCCUGGGCAACAUCGUGCUGAGGUCCGGCCACGACCUGGCGUUCUGGAUAUCGGCCCCUCCCAUCCUCUUCAUCGGCAGCGGGAUCGCCAUGAGCUUCACGGCUAUCCAGCUGGCCCUGAACGAUGUGUCCCCCAGCCAGGCGGUCCUGGGCACACUGAACGCCCUCUCUCUGACAUUUGCCUCGGUCCUGCGGGCUUUCACCCCCGCGACGUUCUCGAGUCUCUUCGCCCUGGGGGUCGGGACCCAGUGGCUGGAUGGCUAUGCUAUUUGGGUCCUGAUGAUCUUCUUCGCGAUGGGUUUCACCGUGGUCGCGAGGUACUUGCCGGAGACGGAGAAGAAAAGGCCUGCUUCACGGGGACAAGAAGCGCAGGAAAGCGCCGAGGAGGACAGGAAUUGAGGAGUCCAGCUGUUGUGCCUGCAACGAGUUCUGCGCUCUACUGCCAUACGAGGAGACUCAUCUUGAUUUUAGACUAGACAACAAUAUAGUUAAAAUUCUGCAUGUGAGGCACGGUUGUGCCACAUGUGGCGAUGUAUUUUCA